Messenger RNA from Penicillium canariense, 1605 nucleotides. RefSeq names its product MDR family MFS transporter. Bases 1 to 1605 code for a protein of 534 amino acids. The record is from RefSeq and is a predicted model, not a curated record. Gene Ontology annotation, molecular function: transmembrane transporter activity. Gene Ontology annotation, biological process: transmembrane transport. NCBI's taxonomy places the organism in Eukaryota, Fungi, Ascomycota, Eurotiomycetes, Eurotiales, Aspergillaceae. The transcript has 8 exons.
AUGGCGGAGACGGCAUCUUCUCUGGAUGGGCCUCCCCCAGACGCGGCCGAAACUUGGCACAAUCACUCAGUACAGAAGCAGGAUGGUGCUGAUAAGAGUCCCUCCAGCGAAGAUGCAGACCUCAAGUACGAGUACCCUACGGGGCUCCCAGUCACCCUCAUUCUGACUUCAGUUACCUUGGCCUAUUUUCUCUUCUUCCUUGAUCUUGCUGUCAUUUCCACAGCCACUCCGGUUGUUACUUCCCAAUUCAACUCUUUGGUGGACGUUGGCUGGUAUGGAGGUGCCUAUCAGCUCGGAAGUGCAGCUUUCCAGCCUCUCAGCGGCAAAAUUUAUAGCCAGUUUCCGAUCAAGUGGACCUUUCUAGUUUUCUUUUUUAUCUUCGAAGCUGGAUCUGCCAUUUGCGGAGCAGCUCAGUCAUCGCCCAUGUUUAUUGUUGGCCGUACAAUCGCAGGAAUCGGUUCUGCUGGGGUGGCUAAUGCAGCUUUGACAACCAUUUCUGCAGUGCCUCCAAUCCAAAAACAGGCGCUUUUCAUGGGACUUAACAUGGGUAUGGGCCAGCUGGGUCUUGCAACAGGACCGAUUAUCGGUGGAGCUUUUACCACCAACGUGUCUUGGCGAUGGUGUUUUUACAUCAACCUCCCGUUGGGCGCUAUCGUCGGCGAAUUCCUUCUCUUCAACAAUGUCCCCGAACCAAAGGCCAAGAGUCCACCCAUGGAAAUUCUCGGGACUGCCAUCAAGUCUCUAGAUCUCCCAGGUUUCAUGCUCAUCUGCCCCACGGUUGUCAUGUUCCUUUUGGGACUCCAAUUAGGUGGUAAUCAACACCCCUGGAACGGUUCGGUUGUGAUUGGCUUGCUGGUUGGCGCUGCCGUCACUUUCGCUCUUUUCCUGGUCUGGGAGCAUAGGCAGGGAGACAAUGCCAUGGUGCCAUUUGCAAUGCUUAAAAACAAGAUCAUCUGGUCAGCGUUCCAGGCUAUCCACGAUGACUCCCCCUUAAUGAGUGGCGUGCAUAUGCUUCCAAUCACAUUCGGCUUGGUCCUGUUUACCGUGGUUUCGGGUGUUCUGAUCUCCGUUCUGGGAUACUAUCUCCCAUUCUUGCUUGCAGGAGGCGCGAUUUCAGCCGUUGGCUACGGUCUCUUAUCAACACUCAGCCCCUCGACCUCGGCUGCAAAAUGGAUUGGGUAUCAGAUUCUGUACGGUGUUGCAAGCGGUUGCACGGCAGCUGCUAGCCCCGCUGAUGAAACGCCCUAUGAGUUAUUGGAAAGGCAGCGGGCAGUACUGGCAUGUUUUAUACUAAGCUCCAAUAUCUCGUCCCAUCUUGGGCGCCAAGAUGCUUUACGAUGGACGCCGCAAAUGGAGGAAGCGCUUCGACUCAUUACCACGAAUGAAUUAUGCGCCUCAGAUGAGUUAUUUGUCUCUCAAGUCCGCUUACAGUUGUUAAAGCAAAGAGCGGAGGAUAUCCGGCGGCAAGACGAAGCAGAUUACCUUUCCACGGGAGCAACACCCUUGGCAUCAGCUCCUCGUUUAUUCUAUCUUAAAUCUCUGCGAAGACAAUUGCAAGAGCUCCGCGCUUCACUCCGGCCAGAUCUUCCCCAGAUUGGUAAGUAG